AUGAUUGAUGAAAAUUUCAAAAAAGAACUAGCGAUCAAACGAGAACGCGUCGAAGACCUUUUUUAUUUUGAAAAUUCAAAAGUGAGUAUUUUGACCUGGAAAGUUUGAAGAUUUUACGUCGCGUGUCAAUUUUUUCUUGAAUUUCCCAUAUAACAGGUUGAGAUCAUUGAUUUUCCCUCUCAUUUUGCGAGCGUGCUCCAGUAAACAGCAAAACCGCGAACUAUCGGCUGCUUGUGAACCUUCCCGGACUUCGGAUGCGCGCCGCCGGACAAAUACUGAUUCAUCUUUUCCGUUUCCUUCGCGAAUGUGUUCAUUACGAUUGAAACUGACAACCAGAAACAAAAAAUUCACAAAAAUCACUCGCAAACUGCCGACAGUUUGCGGUUUUUCUAUGCUCACUAGAGCGCGCUUGCAAAAUACGAGGAAUUAAAAUCUUGCCAGAAAUUCCGAAACCCCCCAACAUAUAUUGUUCUCCAGGAAAUCGGUCGUGGAACAUACGGAUUAGUGUACAAAGCGGUGCCAAAACACCCGAACGGCCGAUUUCCGAACAAGGAAUACGCGCUGAAAAUGAUCGAAGGGCAGGGAUUUUCAAUGUCCGCCUGCAGAGAAAUUGCUCUUUUCCGAGAGUUGAGGUACCGGUUUUAGUUGGCGCGGUGAGAUAAGGGUAAAACUUUCUUUUUAGACACCCCAACCUGAUCUGUCUUCAACGCGUUUUUCUGACGAACGAGAAAAAAGUGUGGCUAUUGUUGGAUUACGCGGAGCACGAUUUGUGGCACGUCAUCAAGCACCAUCGGACGGCGAAAAACAAAAAAGUGCCGAUUAUGGUGCCGCGAAAUAUGGUCAAAAAUAUUUUAUUCCAAAUUUUAUCAGGUUUUUAUAACAAUUUUCUCAAAAAAUGACUUUUUUCAAGGAAUGCACUAUCUUCACUCGAAUUGGGUGCUCCAUCGUGACCUCAAACCGGCGAAUAUUCUUUUGAUGGGCGACGGACCGCCCGAUAUGCGUGGCAGGUCGGUUUUCGGCUGAAAAUGAGUUAAGAUACGAUUUUCAGAGUUAAAAUCGCGGAUCUCGGGUUUUCGAGAAUCUACGCGAACCCGCUGAAACCGAUGGCCGAACUCGACCCGGUCGUCGUCACUUUUUGGUACAGAGCUCCAGAAUUACUGCUCGGAGCGAAACAUUACACAAAAGUCAGUUUUUUUUGCGAAAAACUAAUCUACAACUGAUAAUUUUGAAGCUUAUAAAAAGAAAACGGGCCGGCAAAGUGCACGGGGAACUGUAUCAUAUGCGAAUUCGGAAAUUUUCACGAUAGACUUAUUGUAGGCAAUUUUUCUUCGCGAGUGGCUCAUGAUGACAUGUCAUAGGCCCAUCCCCUGUGUAUGCUCGUUUUCUAGAGAUACAUUGAAAGAUCGAUAGUCGCAUGUAUAGUAGAAAUUGUCAAUUUUCAACCGGAAAAGUAUAGCAUUUCUGGAAUUUUUCAACUUUUGACCAGUUUUAGCCUAAAAUGCUCAAAAAUUCAGGCAAUCGACGUUUGGGCGAUCGGAUGCAUUUUCGCCGAACUUUUGACCGCCGAACCGCUGUUUUUCUGUAAAGAGGAGGAUAUUAAAGCACAGAAUCCGUACCAUUAUGACCAGGUUAAAAGGUGAAUUUUUGAACAAUUGUGAGCACAAGCGAUUCGAUUGGCGUUGAUUGAGAAAUUGUGUAGAGAAAAAACGCGGGGCGAGAGAAAUACCAUUUGUGCGGUAGAAGAGAGAGGCGCAGACGGUAGACAGUUAAAGGCGCUUAGAAAUAAACUUCAUGCUACGCGCCUUUAACUGUCUACCGUCUGCGCCUCUCUCUUCUACCGCGCAAAUGGUAUUUCCCUCGCUCCGCGUUUUUUCUCUGCUUCAAGCACUAAUGGCAAUGCGAGGCAAUUCAGAAGACAGACACAUAAACUCGGACGGUUCUCUGGUCCUUUAAUAGCUUGCAAAAACAAAAUAAAAAAUGAUAUUUUUUUCCAGAAUCUUCCACCUGCUCGGAUAUCCGUCGGACGCCGAAUGGCCGGACAUGAAAAAGAUGCCGGACCAUCAGAGACUGCUGAGCGACGCACGGAACGAGGGGUCAGUUAUCGUAACAAUCAGAGAUGGGCGCCGAUUGGUGGCGCCACGACAACUUUCAAACGUGUUCCGGUGUGUACAGAGCCGACGAAAGAGUGUGCCAUGCGAGAUACGCAGAGAGCGACACAAAAUUGCGUACACCGGAACGUGUUCGAAACUUUCGAGCAAAAUUCGGUUUGCUCCCGCACCGCGCCCAUCUCUAGUAACAAUAGAAAAAUGAAUGAACUUGGGAAAAAAAAAAACGUGUAAAUUUAAUGAAAGCAGUAUGAAUUUUGAAGAAAUGUAUCGUAUUAUAUGAUUUUCUGAAGACUUUCAGCACUCCGAUCACCACAUUCCCAAACAGUCUCCACCGAUAUUUCGACAAAUGGAAAAUCGACCAUCAAAGUUCUCCGUACCGUCUAUUAGUGAAAUUACUGACGGUGGAUCCGACGAAACGGCUCAGUUGUGAGGAUGCGAUGAACGACAUUUAUUUCCGGGUAAUCUACCUUGUCUUUCAAUUCUUUACGAAUUUUUUGAGUUAAAACUUCUGGAGUUUUACCCUAAAAAAAGAAAUUUCAGAAAAUGGAACGUCCACCACGUGAAACCGACGACGUCUUCAACAGAUAUCCGAUUCCGUACGCGAAAAAAGAGCAGCAAAUGACUGUGAGUGCAUCUUAGUCAAAUGUCUUCAAAAGUUGAACGUCAUAAAUUAAUACAAAACUAACUCCAAUAUCAAAAUUGUCUGCUUUACUAACACCGGUUACCAUUUCAAGCCUUUUUGCACGCUACAGAUUCCCAUCGAUCAGGUGCCCGUCCAACAACAGCCUCAAAUGAACCAGCAACAAAUGGGCGGACCGUCGCAAAUGAUGGGACCGCCCGGACAAAUGGGACAGCCGCAAAUGGGACAACCGCCGAUUCAGGAGGGACCGGUGCACGGCCAACAUCCGAUGAUGCAGCAGCAACAUCCGCAACAGCAUCAUGUACGUUUGAGCACAAAAAUUGAAUUUUUCGUGUUUCUUUCAGCUGAAAAACUGUGUUGAUUAGUUUCAGAUGCCGUACCAAGGAAUGCACGAUCACUCGAUGCAGGGCGGAAUGGACGACGGAGGACCGCAGGCGAAAAUGAUGAGAAUGGCGAAUGUGCCGAUGGGCAGACCGGUGGGCAUCUUUUUUUCCUUAAAAAAAUCACAUCUGCAAUGUAUUAAAUUAGGCUGAUCGAACAGGCGCCUGUUCGACCAGCCUAUAUUAAAUAUUGAAAGGAGCGCCUAAAUUAUUGAAAGCUGCGCCUAAAUUAGCAAGAACAGCACCGUAAAAAAAGUGAAUGACCAACCAACGAAAAACCGUCCCUAACCCUGUAAAAGUUCCAGUUCGGCGCCCCGAUGCCUCCGCCGUACGGUCCUCCGCAGGAUUACCAUCCAACGGGACCUCCGAUGAUGCCAAUGAUGGGUCCUCCGCAGCCUGGACCUUCCGGAUACUACCAAAGAGCGCCCGUACAACAAGCGGGACCAGUGGGCGGACCGCCGGGACCACAGUACAUGAAUCCGCAGAUGAAUCCGCAGAUGAACCCACAAAUGAAUCCUCAAAUGAACCCACAAAUGGGAAUGCAAAUGAAUGCGCAAAUGACGAUGAGAGCGCCCGGACCGCCGCCUCAAUUUAUGGCGCGAGGACCGCCGCAGAUGGGACCGCCCCAAAUGGGUCCCGGACAACCGCAGGGACAACAGCAGUGGCCGGGAUAUCGAUGA
This is a messenger RNA of Caenorhabditis sp. 36 PRJEB53466, 3808 nucleotides long. The record is from the annotation of a GenBank genome assembly. Lineage: Eukaryota; Metazoa; Nematoda; Chromadorea; Rhabditida; Rhabditidae.